This is a messenger RNA of Plasmodium gallinaceum, 4869 nucleotides long. RefSeq names its product histone deacetylase, putative (gene HDA1). The transcript is spliced from 2 exons. Bases 1 to 4869 code for a protein of 1622 amino acids. The record is from RefSeq and is a predicted model, not a curated record. NCBI's taxonomy places the organism in Eukaryota, Apicomplexa, Aconoidasida, Haemosporida, Plasmodiidae.
AUGAAAAUUUUAAAAGAUAAAAGGAAUAUUCGCUAUGAGUAUGAAUUGGAUAAGUUAAAAAAAAAAAAAAAGGAUAAUAUUUUAAUUUUAAACAUAAUUAACAAUAAAAUUAAUUAUAUUUGCUAUAUAUUGAAAAGUGAGUAUAGGAAUAUUAUCAAUGAUGUUAACUAUGAAAAUAGUAAUUCUUUAGAAAUCUGUUUUUAUUAUUGUAAACCAUAUAUAUCCUUUUUACUUUUAUUUUAUCCAUAUAUUCAUAAUUAUAUAAGAUGUUUAAGAAAUAAUAGUUUACGGAUAUAUAAGAACUUUUAUAAAUACAUUUUAGACCUACCUAACAAUUUCCAUUCUUUACUUUUUAAAUUGAGGAUAAUUGAUGAAAUAAAAUUAAAAAAUUCCUUAAAUUCAAGCAACGAUUACGAUGAAAUAAAAAAAAUAUGUGAAAACAAUACUUAUAAUAGUUACCAAAAUGAUUCAAUGUCUGACUUACUUUUAAUAAAUGCAUAUUUUCACGACUGUUUUUCUAAAAAAAAUUUUAUAAAAAUAUUAUUUUCUAGAAUUUAUGUAAAGAAAUAUCACAAAAAUAUAUUUAGAAUACUAAAAAUAAUUUUAUAUUAUUUUUCCUUACCAUCAUUUUCUUUUUCAAAAAAAUUUUUUGAGUGGUAUCACAAUAAAAAAUCAAAGGACAGAAAGAAAAUAAAAAUAUCAAGAAAAAAAAGUAAGAUAAAUGAGAAAAUAAAUAUAAAGAGAAAUUAUAAGUUAGAAAAUAUUAAAAAAAAAGGUAAAAAAAAAAAAAAAUUUAAAAAGCUUUAUUUUAAAGUUCCUUUAUUUAAACAUGUAAUUAUACCAACCAUAUAUAUUAACGACUAUUAUAGUAACACUAAAAAAUUAUUGAAGAGCAAACUUGUUAAAAUUAAAAAUAAAAAAAGAGAGGAAACAGAAUCAUUUUUAUCAGAUAAUAGUGAUAAUGUAAGUAGUGAAAAAAGUUUAAGUUUUUUAAGUGAUUCAGAAGAAGAAAAUGAAGUGAAAUCGUUUUUAAGAAAAGAAAUAUUCUGCUCUGAAAAUGAAAAUGAGAAUGAAAAUAAAAAUGAGAAUGAAAAUAAAAAUGAAAAUAAAAUUUCCGAAUGUAGAAAUAUAAACUAUGAUGAACAUAAGGGAAAUGAGAAAAUGAGUGAAGUAAAGAAAUGUGUGGAUGAUAUCCAUGAACUAGAUUCAAAUAUAAGUAUAGUAAAAGAAAAUCAUGAAAAAGAUACUCAUACAAAUUCGAAAAAUUACAUUGAAGAUUGUGAUAAUUACACUUCAUUAAAUAAAUGCAUAAAUGAAAACUUCACUGAAUUCAUUAAAAAAUAUAAAACCAAAAAUAAAUCAUUAAAAAGUAUAGAAUAUAUAUAUGGUAAUUAUGUAGGAAGAGAAAUACAAGAUUUUUUUUUAAAUAAAAAAAAGAAAAGUUAUAAAAAAAAAAUGUAUUCACAUGAUAUGUGGAAAAAAUUAAUAAACUUCAAUGAUGCAGAUUAUAAUAAAAAUACAUUAAUACACAAAGCUUGUCUGGUUGCUAAUACUAAUAUUAUUUUUCUUCUUUUGAAUUUAAAUGUAAAGUUAAUAACAUAUAAUGAUAAAUUAGAGCUACCAUUACAUUGUACUGUGUAUAACUGUGACGAAUAUAUUUUCCUACUACUCUUACACAAUACAGUAGAAUAUUUAUUUUUUUUUUAUUUAAACCAAUAUUAUAAUAAAAAAAAGUAUAUAAUUAAUAAAAAAGUUAAUGAACAAAAUAUUCUUAAAAAAGAAGAUUUUCAUUUGAAUGAACAAGAAAAAAAAGAUAAAUGUUUAAACAACAAAUCAGAAAAAAAGAAUAAAAAUAUUAUAAGUAGUAAUACAAAAAUAAAUAAUAAAAUCAAGAAAAAAAAUUAUAAUAAAUAUAUAAAAAAUAAUUUUUUUUAUAAUAAAAAUAUAAAUGGUAAGUUUUUAUCCAAUGUAGUUAAAUUAUAUAUAAGUGUAAUUGUAAAAAUUAUUGAACUUGGAAAUUUUGAAUUUCUGAAAAUCCUUUUUAAUUAUAAUAAAUAUAUUUUUUGUUACAUAAUUCAAAAAACAGAAAUAUUUUACUUUUUAUGUUUAUUUGCACAUAUGUACAAUUGCGUUAAUACAUUUCUUAAAUUUUGUGAUAAUAUUCUAAGCUUUAACUUUUUUAGUCAAAAAAAAAAAAAAAAGAAAAAAAGAAAAAAUGAGGAAAUACAAUUAUCAGAAUAUAAGAAUUUUAUUUCAAAGAAAAACAAAAUAAAUUCUGAAAUAUCCAAUAAUAAUUUUUUUUUGAUAAAUAGUUAUGAAAAAAUGGGAAUGUUUCCUGAUGAAAAUUCGUCUGAUAUCAAAAACAAGAAUGAAGAAAAUAUUCAUAAUCAAAUUAAUAAUAUCAAAGGAGAUUCUGAAAAUAUUCAAAGAAUAAGUCAAGCAGAUGUAAAUAAUAUUUUAAAACAAAAAAAGGCUUAUAAGGAAGAAAGACCUUUAAAUAAGAAAAAAAAAAAAAUAGAUUUUAUAAACAAUUAUAUUAUAAAAAAAAGAACAAACAAAAAAAGUAGAAUAGAAAUAUUUUAUUCAAAUGAAUGUGCUAAACAUAUUUAUGUUCCAGAACCAACUGAUUAUCCAUAUUUAAGAAAGAAAAUUAAAACUAAUAUUCCUGAAAAUUCUAGUAGGUUAGAUGUAUUGAUUUCUAAUAAACAUGGAAUAUUGAAAUUGAACACUUUUGUAAAUUUUAAAUUAAAAAGAGUUCAGAGAAAAGCAACAGUAACUGAUAUUUUAAGAGUACACGAUAUUUCUUACUUGAAAACUUUAUUAUAUAAAAUGAAAAAAUACAAUUUAAAUGAAGAUGUAAAUGAAAAUUUCUUAGAAGAAACUAAAAAUAAUAAAAAAAAAAAUUACUUAAUAAACUCUGAUGAUAAUAGUGAACUUAAUAAUACUAUUUGUGAAAAUUUUGAUAAAUUAAAAAAUCAUAUUGAUACUUAUGAAUCUGUUAAUGAAAAUACCAAUUCAACUGAUGUAUUAAAGCAAAACCAUAUAAUUGAUAAGAAAAAAUUCAUUGAAGAAAGAAAUGAAGAUAACCAAAAGAAGAUAAGCAAUGGAACAUGUUAUGAUAGAAAUGAUUGUGAAGAAAAUAUCAUUGAAAAAGUAUGUGAUAAACAUAAUGAUGAACUAAUAAUUGGAGAAAAAAAGUAUGGUAUAGAAAAAUCUGAUGGAAAUGAAAUGAAAGAAAAAGUAUCCAGCUAUAAUAAUAUAAACACAAAAGAUGUUCAAAUAAAAAGUAAAAAGUGUACUAAAGAGAAAAUAGACAAAUUAAUAUUAUUAGAUAAUGAUACAUUUAUUAAUAAAUAUUCAUUCAAUUGUGCCUUAAAUGCUAGCGGAGUAGUUUUAAAUGCAGUUGAUUAUAUAUAUUCAAAAAAAAAUAAGAAUAAAAAAGUUUUUUGUGUAGUAAGACCUCCAGGUCAUCAUUUAGGAACAUUUGGUGCAGCUCAGUUUAAUUUAACUGAUGAAGAUAGAGCUGCAGGAAGUCAAGGUUUUUGUCUUUUAAAUAAUAUAGCUAUAGGGAUUUCUUAUGCAAAAUAUAAAUAUGAAAAAUUUGAAAGAAUUGCUAUUAUAGAUUUUGAUAUCCAUCAUGGUAAUGGAACUGAACAAAUCAUUAGAAAUUUGGGAUUAAAAAAAAUAAGAGUUAAUGAUUAUAUUGAUAUAUAUAGUUGGAAGGGAUGGAAAGAUAAAAAUGAUAAGAAGAAUAUAUUUUUUAGUUCAAUUCAUGCAUUUGAUGGAUAUUUUUAUCCUGGUACUGGUUUUGAUGCAGUAGAACUCGAACCAUAUAUAAUAAAUGUUACCUUAAAAAAAAAUAUGAAUGCAAAUGACUUUUUGUCAUUAUUUCAUAAUAAUAUUUUAAUACAUUUAUUUCAUUUUAAACCAAAUUUACUCUUUUUAUCAGCUGGAUUUGAUGGACAUAAAUUAGAUUAUGUAAAUAACGGUUUUGUAAAAAAUAAUACUUCCACAUAUUUUUAUUUAACUAAUCUAAUUUUAUCAUUACAGAACAAAUUGAAUUUUCCAAUUAUAAGUGUUUUAGAGGGUGGAUAUAAUACUUCCAAUGAUAUGGGAUCUGUUUUUAGCUUAUCUGUUUUAGAGCAUUUAUUAUCCUUUUACUAUAAUGAUACUUUUUUUUUAUCAGUUAAAAAAAAUAAUAAAAAAAAAUUUUCUCCUUUAAAUGAUGUUGAAAAAAAAGAAUGGGAUAAAAUAGAUAAUACAGAAGAAAAAAAAAACGAUAGUUUUAAUAAAGUGAUUAAUGUCAAUUCAUUAAACGAAACAAAGUAUAAGGGAAAUAUAGCAAAAAAUAAUAACAUAAAAAAUAAAAAGAAAAAAAAUGGAAUACUUAAAUUUCCGCAUAUUUCUUUAGGUAGAAAUAAAAUAGAAGAAAUGUUUAAAAAUUAUUUUAAUGUUUUUAAAGAAAAAACAAAGGAAACAGAAAACUUAAAUUUAGCAAAACAUUUUGAAGAACACGAAAAAUUUUUAAAACACUUUGAUAGAAAACAAAUAGAAAUUAAAAAUAAAGUUAAUAACUUUUUGAUAAAGCACAACUUCCUCUUAAAAAACCUUUUAAAAAAAAGAAGUAAGGAUUUUUCUAAAAUUCGGGAUAUAAAGUUGCCUUAUGAUUCUUAUUUUUAUGAAGUAUUAUCUUAUUUUAAGAUAAAACUAGGAAAAAAAAAAACAGAUAAAAAUAAAAAUUCCAUACAUAAAGACACAAAUCAAUACUUUUCAGUUUUAAACAAUCCAUCUGAUUUAAAUAAUUUUAAACUUACAUAUAUUCAAACGCAUCCUGAGACGAGUUUUCAAUUUAGUAACUUAUGGAAAUAA